Molecule: messenger RNA, 1012 nt
Organism: Paramecium pentaurelia
Lineage: Eukaryota; Ciliophora; Oligohymenophorea; Peniculida; Parameciidae
Source: the annotation of a GenBank genome assembly
AAUGAGCGCCCUUAAGGCUAAAGGUAGGAAAGUCUUUGAAAUUCCAAUUUGUACAAUUUGCUUAGAUCCAAUGAUAAAAGACCUUUGCGUUUUUACAGUUUGUGGUCAUGUGUUUCACUACAAUUGUGGUGUAAAUUGCCAUUAAAAUUCAAGAAAAUGCCCUAAUUGUCGUAUGAGAUCUACAGAAUUAUAGUCAUUACAUUAUGCAGUUGAAGAAAUAACAGGAAUAGAUGAAUAAAUGAGUUAACUAUUAAAUGAUUUGACUGUUGAUUAAAAAUAACAUAUGGCUAAAUUAUUGGCGGAUCAUGAAGAAUUAUUACAUGAGAAUUAAAGAAUUAAGUAAAGAAAUAAAUUUGUAGAAGAAAAAAAUGAAUCAAUUUAGACUGAAGUUUAACAUAUACAAGCAGAACUUAAAAGAUCUUUAGAAAAGAAUAAAGAAUUAGAAAUAAAAGAAAAGUAAUAACAAUCAAAAUUAAAGACUUUAGAAGUUUGUUUUUAAUAACUUGAAGAAGAUAAUAAAAAAUUAAAAUAAGAAGUGGAAAAGAAUAUGUCACUUCUAAAAGGUUUUGACUAUUUAGAAAGCCUAGCUAAAGUAAUUAAUAAUCCUAAUGAGGAUAUGUAUUUAAAAUUAAUUAGAUAAAAAAGUCCUAGUGAAUAAGCUAAAUAGAUUUAUGAUUUAUAUGUUAUUAAAGUAGGAUAAUUCAAAAAUGUCUAAAAAGAAGUAACUCAAUUAUAAGAAUAAAGAGAAUAGCAAUAAAAAAAAUAUGAAUAAUUAUAGUAAAAAUAUGAAAGAAUGAAAGAUUUAUAUGAUGAAAUUCAAAAAGAAAAUUUAUCAAUCAAAGAACUUUCAAGAAAUCAGAAUCAAAAUCCUAUAUAGAAGAUUAUAGAACAUUAUGAAGAUAAAUAAGAGAAUGAAUUCAAACGGAAACCUGUAAUUAUGUAAAAACAAUUAUCAUUUGGAUGCUCUUAAUUAAGAAAACAACCACUGAGUUAAAGUUUAUUGAAAAAAUGA